Messenger RNA from Pocillopora meandrina, 18647 nucleotides. NCBI's taxonomy places the organism in Eukaryota, Metazoa, Cnidaria, Anthozoa, Scleractinia, Pocilloporidae. The record is from the annotation of a GenBank genome assembly.
GUUACAAUGUGCUUCCGCUUAUUCUUGUUGAAGCGUAGUCAGACCGUCACUAGAUCAUGGCUACGAGCUCAUCGCAGUUUAUCCUGAGAUGCUAUCGCUGUCAGUUAUUUUCUAUAAUCAGGAGCUAGACCAAAGUAAGUCUUUAUCUCAUUUACAUUUACGAUGUUUACCUUUUGUCUGUAUUAUUGUGCAAUCGCUACAGUUUUAGUUAGGUUAAUGUCGCAUUUCGCAACGCGUUUUUCAUAGUAUAGUUUCUGUUGUAUUUUACUUUAGUUCGAACCACAAAACCUCACUCGCUACUUCGAUCAAAUAUAAAUACGUCUCUGCACUGUCUUCUACAAUUAUUAAAGACAUCUUCACAUUAUAUGUGCGUUCGAAUUGUCUACCCAGCCGCUCGGGUAACUUUUUGAGGUUUCAGUGUACACUAUCGGUUUCAAUUUUGGUCAUUGUUUAUUGUUAUUGCUUUGAAAGCGCUUAAACCAGGGGUAAAUUUUGAAGCUGAAAUGAAAGAAGGGAAACGAGAGGUAUUAAACAGAACAUUUUUCUAAAGAGUUUUUUUUUCGGCGACGGAGAUCGGGAGUUGUGGUCAAAUAUCACAUAUGUGCGUCUAUGUUCGUCUAAUAGAAAGUUAGCUCUACUGAUAUUGGGCAUUUGAGGAGGUUGUAUCGAACAACCUGUCUACUGUACAGGAUUCUUAAUGCGUUUGAAAUGGGGGAAAGUUAUAUCAAACGACAGGAAGGGGAGCUUCAAGCUCUUCAAGCUAUUUUCAUGGACAACUUCCGCGAUUUGAGAGUAGAGGUAAUUUAUUUAUUUAAGGGUAACUGACUCCAAAAUUUUCCUUUUCUUUGUCCCAAUACAUACCUCUUAGGUCAAAGAAUCCUGAAUGAGCAAAUAAACGAUAUAUUAUGCAAAACCAAAUUUUCUACAAUUUUUUUUGACGCUUAAUCGACGGCCAAUUUGAAAACGAGUUUGAUUCAAGUCACAUGAUGUAAUACGUCACUCGUGUGUAAGGCAGUAAAAAGCGUCAUGUCAAGACCUGAAAGUAACAACAUCGCCCUCGCUGUCCAGCCACUGCCGAAAUUUACUAGUGGAAAAAAAAUAAGAUUUGUUCCAUUGUGAUAUAGGCCACCAUUUAGAGACUAUGAAAUACGAAAUAAAAUAAUGAUGGUUGAAUAGUUGAAACGCAACAAAUCGCAUGUCUGCAUUCAGAGCCACAGGUAAUUUGCACACCAUUCCAAACAGCUGUAAAAAAAUAUAUAUUCUCAUAAUUUUUUCCUCUUAACCAUCAUUGCAUCCUAUACUCAAAGAAAUAUUUUUUAGUCCAUGCUGAAAAGUAUUUGACUUUAGAUUUUGUCCAGUGUAUGUCACUGUGACCACAGGCCCAUCAGUUCUGGAGUGAGCAUGACUAAGCACAAAGUAUUGUUGCAUAUUAUGGGAGGUAGUUAUCUGGUUUCAUGAACAAAACUCUUCUUCCACCUUCUAGAAAUGUACAAGAAUUAUUCUUUUUUAUUUUAUUUUUUUUAAAUAGAGACUAGUGAGUAGCACAAAGUAAGACUUCUUGCCGUUGUAACUUUUUGUUAAUUUCUUUUGAUGCGUUUCAUCUCUAACUAAGAGUUCUCUAGGAAUGAUUGCAGCAGCAUAUAUAGCACAUUCGCUUGCCUAAGUUUAAUUGACUCCCAGUGAAAGUGUGUAAUAACAGAAACAUGCUGUAAACAGAUGUUGCAAGAAAUGCCUUGUUAUGAGCGCCACACUCUCGCGUUGUUUCUCAUUUGCGACCAGAAACAUGAUGAAAUCAAUCCUGUCAGAAAGGUUACUUGUUUCAAAAAUGCACCUCUGUCAGCUGAGUGGACAGUAAAUUACUCAUGCUCGUUUAUUUUAAAUAGAACAAGCCGACAGCCUGAGAGGCACAAGUCAUGGGACUACCUAGCUUUCACCAUUUAAAAUGCAGUGCUUUGGUAAAAAAAGGAAACAAGUCAGCGACAAACUCGUGCUAUGGAAAUAACAUGCAUGUAAUGUUUCUCAAAUUAUGACCCGAAAUGUAAUUUUGUAUAUAUAUAUAUAUAUAUAUAUAUAUAUAUAUAUAUAUAUAUAUAUAUAUAUAUAUAUGUAUGUAUACAUGUUCACACUCAAGUUAUCCAAAACUGUCCCACUUUUAGCCGCAUUUACAUUUACAAUGGAUGCAAACAGGGUGUAAAACAAAGGAAAAAAAGGAAACCAGCGAAGUGUUGUAAACAUAGUAAUGUUUAAUAACAAAAAAAAUGCAGAUGGAGUCAGCCUCCCAGUUUCCUCAAACCCUGGAUGCUGGACAAUACAUCUGGCUUCUGCCUGCAACUGUUCCACUGUAACAUCCUUCAAAUUUUUAUUUUUGACCUCAUCUUGCUACUUCUCUGCAGAUGUUUUCUUUCUCCCUCUGCAUUGAUUAGCAGUUUCCACAUCGACACCUUGUAAUAAAAAAAUCAGUAAAGUAGCAUUUUUUUUCACAAUGUUGAAUACACAAAUUGUACAAAUUGUAUGAUUGGUUUUACUAAAAGGAACAGUUAUCAGCUCUGUAAUUGUCCCAAACGUGAGAGAUAACUCAAACUUUAGGCUAUAAACAAGGUGCAAAGACUUCAAGUAAGGAAUAAAUUCUCUCUUAUUUUCGAGCAUUUGUGUGGUAAGAAAACUUAUGGCUUAUGGCUUUGAGUUAUUUUGGAACCUUCUUCUUAUAAAAUCCUCAAUAGCAAACAGCACUCCUCCGAUUUGGUUGCAUUUUCCUUUUCCUCGGAUUUCGAGGCCAGUAGGGUACAUACAUGCAGCGCGUAACACAUCACAGGUAGGUGAAAACUCCAGAACAGCUCUAUAAGGUGUUUUCUUCAUUGCGUGAAGAACAUUUUCCCUUAUAUAAGUUUUCAAAAAUUUUACCCUCAAUUUUUUUUCAGAAGAACUGAUAGGAUUUCAGCUUUUCGUGAUGCGUUUAUCUCAACAUGCUGUGGUAAUAUUUUCAUGUGGAAACAAUGGGGUAAAGCUGAAUGAAAUUUAUCUCAGGUAAAUUACGGAGAUCGCUUGGCCAUCCAAGGGCUGCAAUCCUUACCAUAGUUGCUUCGUAUUUGAAGUCGCUCUGGUUUUGUUCUAGGUCCUGGACAUCUGUAAGAAGUUCUUGGUUUUCUCCUCUACUUAAUGGAAGGACAUGUCACAUUAGCAAUGCAUAAACUUUUGACACUAAGUCGGCUCUAAUUCCGCCCGUCAAUUUUGAAUUAGAUUUUAAAAUCUCCCUGAGAUCUUUUGCUUUGAAUUUCUGGAUGUCAUUUAAGGACGAAAUUUUUAUAUUGUUGUCUGAAAGAACCAUUUUGAAGGGAGAAAUCGCAUUGAAAAGUGCAUUAGAACGUGAAAUGUCAGCAGAUCAGCUGUUUGAAAGAUCCGCAGGGUCACCCCCAGCCUUGUUAUCUUGUGCGCGCGGUUACUUAUCCAAUAUGGCGCAGGGAACUGUAAAAAGGUCAAUUGUUUCUUGAACAUUGCGCGUGUUAAAUAUUCAAUAGUGACAUCUCAUUUACAUCUACAUCUACUUUUAUUAAGUUGGUAAAUUCUGUACCGUAAUCGCACCAACCAACUCGCGCGCAAAGUGAGAAGACUGUAUUAAGGCUUGAAAUUAUAUUAAGAAUGAUUGUGAUCAAGAAAUGGGCAAGGAAUAUUCAACAAUAGUGCAAAUAAUCAUGAAGGAUGAUCGUGUAAGAGCGAUUGUGUGAUGCUCGGUAAGUUGUAAGAUGACAUGUUAUGACAUAUCAGAUGAAAGAACAGUAUAAAUUCUUAGUCUGCAUUUUGUACCCAGUCUGCAGUCUGCAUUUUGUUCCUAGUCUGCAUUUUGUACCUGGUCUGCAGUCUGCAUUUUGUACUGACCGGACUGGUAUUGCUGUUUUGUUUGAGCGAGUCUGAAGUCUGAACUGAAAUAUUGGAACUCUAAAAAGAAUUCUAGUGAAACUAUCCUGGCUACUGUGAUUGAUAUGUGGACUAUAUGUUGAAAAGCUCACGAGAAAAAGUACAGUGUUAGAGCAAUGAGUACUUUAUGCUUAUUGAAGAAGAACGAAAAUGCAUGGCUUGCCAAUAUGGCUACCUCUAAUGCUCUUUUGCGUGGUCACAGUGUGUGUUGAAAUGAACCUGCUAUGGGUCCCCUAGGUGUGAAUAUUUCGGCUUCUCGAUUCAAGUUGCUUUUUUAGAAGUUUGGAAAUGUGAUUUGAGGUUAUUAUUUUUAUUGAACCUUAUAAACAUUUUAUUUCUUUCCACGUGAGUUUCUGAGCUUCAUCAAAAUUAAUUUUGACUUUCACCUAGUGAGGAGGGGUAGCAUGCGAGACUACUUCUGUUCACGGUCCGCAAUGCAACUUCUGUCCACAGUCAACAACUGCGGUCAACAUCUGCUCCAUCACAAUACCUCAUUCAUUGCUUUCAGCACAAAUGAGCAAAUAAGAUGUUCAAUACUUCAUUUAUGAAUGCUAUUUUUUGCUGCAUUGUGUUUUAAAGUAAAAGCUGAGAAAUCUUUUAUCAUUUGCCAAAUUCAACACUGGAAAACUUAAAACCAAUUCAAUUGCAUGGAAAGGUGUAUGAUCCAUCCAAUUCAAUUCCACAAGCAUGUAUGUUUAUAUUUUCAGUCAGGGAAACCUUAGCUUCAGAAGGUGCGUGAGUGUGUCACAAAAACACUUUACUCCUAUGAUAUUCAAGAGGCUACACAUUUGGUUUUCUUUCCUCGAUUGCUCUUACAUUUAAUAAGCGACUGAUUUUCAGAUACCUUAUUUACAAGCAUAAAUGCACUCAUCAUUCUUGCUUUCUUAAUUGAGGCAGCUGUGGCACAUGGGCACAAAGAGGCAUUCAAAGCACCUUGCAUCUGUUUCAAUGUGUUACCUGAGGUAUUUAGACAGUAUUCUGAAGAAGUGACAUUUUAGCCAUCAGUUACCCUUUAAACAAUUAUACUUAAUUGAUUAGGGAUGAAGUCUUGGGAACUCGCCAUAAGCAUUAGGGAGCUGUUUACAAUCUUGCCUAUAAUGGUACUGAUGAAUUAUAUAGUAGUUCAGGUUUUAAUCUUUUGAAAUAUGUAGGAAUUUGCCUGGAGCAUAGAUUAAACUGUGUCAACUUUGAAGAUCAGAGAUUAAUGCUUACAAUGGAUAUUAAGACAGCUCAGAAGGGGUAUCAAGACUUGUUUGUUAGAGAAUUAGAUUCACUUCAUCAUACUUGUUGUGUGUUAGGCCAUUAUAAUGGUCUCAAAGACUGGUAUUUUCAAGAUGUCACUUUUUAAAACCACUAUAUUAUAUGUAUGGAAGUAAUGAAGCUCAGACCUCAUUUCCUCUUCAAUUUGCUGACAAAUCAAUUCUGGUUGCUAAUAUUUUCAAUCUUGCUUAGCAGCCUGACUGUAUGUCUCCUUCACACUUCAUCUCUCUGGCUCACCUCUCUUUUUGUACAUCUUCGCAAUCUCUUCAAGCUAGUGCAGGGAUUUACUUGAAAAAGCAUUUUUUACUUGAAAAAGCAUUUAUUAUUAUUAUUUGCAAUAAGUAGAACAAAAUUCAUUUGUGUUCUGCACAUUGGGGUUUUUUCAUAUUUGUUGUACAACCAUAGCAGUAAUAAAAAUUAACUUAUUUCUAGAGCAUUUUUCAAAUCUUUAAUCCUUGAGGGUUAUAACAGACUAAUAAUUUCCCUUUAAGGCAUCACUGCUGAAGCAAAUAUUAGUCUUAUGAGGAUUAAUUCUUCUCAGUGUCAUAAGAAAUGUUUGAAGAACAGUAUGGAGAAUAUACAUGCUGAUCUUUAAGGGUGUAAAGCAUUUAGUCAACUUAGUUUGAAAAACCUACAACUUAGCUGUUAUUCUGAAAUUGCAGCAAAAGCAUCUUUUCUUUUUUUCCCAAGUUAAGUGGUCCUUAUUAUGUAGCUUAAAGAACCUAGAGAAAUUUCAAGUUCUAAAGAUAUUUUUGAUGCAAAGAGAGUUCAAAUGAUACAUGAGAAUGAAAAUACCAAGACUUUUAGAACAAAGUUUAUUGAGAAAGUGGAGAUCUCUGGCAACUGGGUAAAAUUUACUGGCUAAAUUGCAAUGGCUUGGGCUCUUUUUUGUUCAGUGGUGGAGUGAAUAUUCAGUAUGUCCUCCCCUUAGCCUAACACUGAUCUGUUGUUACUACAUUUCUUAAUGAAAACCCUGCUUUACCUAACAUAAUGUUUGUCUGUCUAUACCGCAUUCAUACUGUCUUGUAAUUAACAAAUCAAACUCCCACUUCGAAUGUCGUAAAUCAAUAUUUGAUGACAAAAAAAGGGAUUCCACUUGGUCCAUUACUAUUCUAUAUCAUGGAAGUUUCACUAAGUUUUGAAUCAAAAAGGCACCCACUGAGGGCUGGGAAGGCAGAAAAGGUAACAUAUUGCUGAUUCUUGGAUCAUGAUGGGUUGCUCUCUGUCAUUUUUAGGAGUCCAUAGCUGUUUAUAUGCAAUGGUGAAGGUAUUUAAGAGGAAGAUGUUAAAUCUUUCAAAAAUUCGCUUUUUGGCAAGAUUCAUUAAUAAAAUGAUUGCCAUAAAAACAAUUUUGGUUGCUUCCCCCAUCUCCUCGCAACCCCCCCCUCCCUUCCACAAAAAAGCAAAACAAAACCCUCCUAUCAAUGGGAAGACAUUUCAUGUCCAAGUACAUGAACUAGGAAGUAAGGUAAACAGUUAGAUUGCAACUUUUGCAUUUGCCAGCUUGGUAUGCUAACUCCUCUGCUGAUUAAAACAGUCAAGAGCAAUAGAAUAAAGAAACUGAUAUCAGGAAGCAGAAAUGAUUUACUACAAAGUUGCUGGGAUUUGGUAACUGACAAAUCAGGUUCAUUAUUAUUUUAGUCUAUUACUCGGCUCAGAACUGAACAUCUCUUAUUUGAACUGAGCUGAAAUAUUGAUAUGGAAACCCUCCAUAUUGUAAAUAACAUCUUGAAACCCUUGAUAUUUAGUCACCACACUUAUUACUGCAAAGUUGAACGUUAGACUUAAAUGCUGCAAAUAAUGUAAAUAAAGUUGAUCUCAACAAAAUCACUUCAACUUGGUCACUGCUAACUUAAGGAUUACACAUAUUCGGGAGUUACAGAAAAUUUGCUGGUUGCUGAUCAGCGAUUUUUUUAUAGAAUUUAGUGCCCAAAUAUAUUUUUCACUUGCUAUGGCAACCAAAACGGUUGCAACUUGGAGCACUGCUGUCAUAUACUACUCCUAUGCUACAGUGUCUUUUUAAGUCUUUCUCAAAUUAGUUGCAUAACCUGGAAACCACACAUUCGUUAAUAAAGUAGCGUAAUUUUUAUGCCAACCCUUAAACUCCGAGAAGUGAUCCACCUGUAACUUCUCCCCAUGGUAUCUGUACAUUACUCAGCAAACAGGAAAUGAGAAUACUGAAACUUAUCAAGUAACAGUUAUCCUGAUCCAACACAAAAUUACUUUAACCAACUUGCACUUGAAGGACAUGUGUAGCAGCUAGAGGGAAGAAUUAACAAUUGGAUACAUGUAUGAUGAGAGUUAAAAGGGCUAGUGGAGAUUAAUUCAUGGUUGCAUUGGUUUUGCUUACCCUAACCAUAAGAUGGUCAACAUCAUAUUUGUGACUUUCAGAUUGUUUUUUUUUCUUUUAAUUAGUCUUUACAUGUAUACUUAAGUUUCAACAAUUUGACUCCUUUUGGUCAGUAAUUUUUUUGUUUGUUAGCAUUCUGCUUUGCUUCAUUCAUUUUGCUCAGGUUCACAUUGUUCAGAGGAAAUGGACUUGAAUUUCAGAGCCAAUGGCAUUCGCUUAAGGAGGCUCGAAAGGGUUUUUCGUUGUUGCAGUGUUUGUGAAACGAUGGAAGAUUACAAAGAAGGAUAUCUAAUGGGGUGGGCAAACUAUAUGUCUCCUUGCAACUCUAUUCCUGGGCUAUACUUUGAGAGUACUUGUGAUGUCAUAUCAGUUACCAUGGCAACGUACAAGGUCCACAAAAACGUCCACUAAAUUUUAGUUUUUGUAAAUUAUCUGAAAAACUAAUUCGGUGACCUACCAUUUUUAUUUCUUUGUUGGAAAGUUCCCUAAAUUCUUUUACUUUUCACACAGUAUGGAAAAAAUUUAUCCAGUAGAAUUAAAUAUAUUUAAAGAAAAUGCGACUUAUGGCUUACAGAAAAUUCUAGUAGAUAAUUUUUCCCGAAACUUUUAUAUGCAAAAAAUCAAGAUAGGUCACCGAACAAAAUUUCGAGCUAGAAACAAAUGUAUUUCGCAGAUUUUAUUUCCGGUUCGCGCAAUUUCAAGCAGCAUUUAACUUCCGGUGUGCUGAUUUUGAAUCAUUCAGCUGACGCGUGCAUCUUAGUUGCGGCGCGUGCAUCUAAAAACCCUUUCGAGCCUCCUUAAGUUCAAUUUAUUUAUCAGUCAGUUGUUGAUGUUGAUCAUUGUUAUUGUGAAAGUUGCUUUCUUAAAUUUCACAUACUGCCUCACAGGUUAUGGUUCUGCAGUAAGCACAUCAUGUUCAAACAUGUCUUCACCAACACAACAAACCGCAGUUAUCACUUUAUGAUAAAAUGAUGGCUGACAAGCGUGAAGAAGAAGAGAGACUCCAAACUGCUGAGUGUCAAAGACUGCAGAUGGAGAUUGAAGCUAACAAAGAACGGGAAGAAAAUGAGGUAAAAAUAAAAUUUGUCCUCCGAAGUUUCUGUAAAGUUAGGAUUAUUUUGCAUGCUUUUGUAGGCUAUAUGUGUAACAUUAUAUUCGUCAUUAAUGUGAUCCUUAAAAUAUAAGGGUGUGUCAACAUAACAACUGGAACGAAUCUUCAACUCUUUCUCUCACAAGAUCUCAGUAGUAAUUCUCCUCACUGUCUACUAUGCAUUUUUAUGAUGUUAGGUUGGAGAAUUGGAUCAACUAAUAAUCUCCUAAUUUACAUUUGUGUUUAUUCUCAUCACUUGUCUACUUGCUUUUGUAUUGAUAUUGUAAGGAGAAAUUAUUUCUUGGUCACACAUGGGAGUUAAAGUGUGAAGAUAUUUGGAAGGAGAGAAUAGGUAAAUUUCGUCAACAUUAGUGUUUUAGCCAAUGAUUUUCUAUUAUAUUGAUAUUUUCUUAGAUUAUGUUGGACACUCGAUUUAAAAUUUCUCUGUUAAGCUUGAGACUACACAUGGGAGUUAAAGUGUGUAGAUGCUUGAUAGGAGAGAAUAGCUGAAUUUCGUGAACAUUAAUGUUGUAGCCAAUGAUUUUCUAUUAUAUUGAUAUUUUUUUAGAGACGUGAGUUAGACGAAUUACUACAGUUGAGAGGUGAAGCUAUGAAGGAGGGCAAACGACGGAGAACUUUUGCUAUUCUUGUAAGGAUUCUGUUAUUAAGUUAACUUUAUUUUAGAGUGAUUUUCGAUAGCUUUUUAUAAAACUAAAAAAAGAAAAAUUACAACGGGCAAUCAAGAGAAAGGAAAACACCCUGAAGAGUUCAUGAGAACUCAUAGUAAAAAUAUGCAAACCGUCUAAAGUGCGGGAAAACGCGGACGACCAAGUCGUGAUUGGUGUUAGUUUUGCAUCUGAUUGGUUGAGAGAGUGGCACGAGUUUUCUGGACCAAGUACAGAGCAGAGUAUAGCGGAACCGAUGCAAUCCUGGAUUAUGUUGGACACUCAAUUAAAAAUUUCUCUGCUAAGCUUGAGACUAUGUGCGCUUUACUAAAUCACUAGGCAAAGAAAACCAAGAGAGAUCCAGCGGCUCAGAGUACAAAGACAAAAGAUCCUGACACCAGCUCAACAAAGGAAGUGCCAGUUCAAAGGAAAAAAUCUUGGAAUUCCACGGCACCUACACAAGCUUUCCCGUCGCCCAAGAAAACAGAGGGAAUGCCUUCUGGCUACAAUGUCAUGAGACGAAGGUGGAGCUCUAAAAGGCUGGGUAAUGAAUCCUUCACAGGGACACGAGUGAUCCACUUCACCAUUAGAAGGAAGCAUAUCGUACAUUGUGGAAAAUGCCUUGGUAAAUAAUACUUGACUUAGGGGGAGGGCCAGAUGGGAAACUACAGUAUUUGGCUCCAAUUCAUGACGCACGGACCGAGUGAGUCCUGUGCAACAUUACCGAAGGCAAAUAUUUCUCCUUCUUGAACAACAUAAGCCUGUACCAAGCUAAGUCUGAACUAAGCUAGGAGGCCUAUCCAGCCGUAACUUAUGCCGGUUUCCAUAGCAAGAAGCGACUAGGAGUAGUACUAUCCCACCCAAUUUUGUUGACUUUCAAAAAUUUACUAGUGCCUGUUAACACCAAAUUGCACUCAAAAACAUGUUGUUACCUAUACAAAUUGUGCUUCAACCUACAUGGGAGGCGAUUAAACACAAAUGAGACGGGCGCGUACGGAACGACAACCUUGCCAAAGUACUUUUUUUAAAAAGAACUUGGCCAGCAGCUAUCCCAAUCUGGUCCAACAAUCGGUUUUAAAUUAACGCCCAGAUGUUGGCAAGGUUGAGGAAGCGAAGUUCACUGGCAGUUGAAGUGCUGCUCAAGGGCUGGAUUAUUAUUUAGGUGGUAAAAGCAUCUCGUGCAAGUAUUGAUUCUUGCAGGAUAGACUUUCCAGGCUCUCUUGUUCAAGGAAGGAGCGUGAAUUGAAGCUAUUUUGUUCUUGUUUCAGGUCAGGGAUCAUCUGGUUCUAAAGUUUACAGUGGCAUGAACAUCACCACGGGAGAUCUUGUGGUGGUGUGUGAAUGGAUUUUGUCGUCCCUUCAUGCAGGACCUCAGAUGCGACGCACGCUGAGUAUCACUGAGAACCAGCAACAAGAUCCACAAGCUAGGCUCAUGAAACAGGUCUUGUUAUUCAUUCAUCUACUUCAAGUUUUUAUUCUGUGAUUUAUUUAAAGUUUAGAACACAACUGACGCGGGAACGGGUUAUGCUUAUGCAAUUUUUUUGUUUUGUCAAUAAAUUAUUGUUUUGUUGUUUGUAUUGUUUUCUUUUUUGUUUUUAUCUCGUUUUGUUCCAUUUCUUACUAAAGGGUAUUUCCUUCCAAAACAAUUAUCACACGACGCAAAAUUACAGAUUUCCAGCGAAAUUAAAAAUAAUUCUGAUUUUUUUGUGCACUGUUUUCACUCUUAGGUGUUCAGUAUAAAGCAGGAGACUUUGUCCUUAAUCAAACGCCUCAGUCAUCCAAACCUGACACACUAUUUAGCCGUUAAUGUCCAGGAAGAAUCUCCUACUGUCAAAGUCCAGGUAUUUGUAAGUGUAAAGUAUUCUAAAUAUAUAGUAAAGGAAGAUUUAUAAUCCUUUUACCCUUUAUUUUUAAAGAAAUCUCACCUAUUCAGCUCAAGAUUGCGAGGAAAAGGAUUAAUUUGGUAUACUCCGGAUAAAGAAGUCUUGAUAUCGGCCCCAUCCAAGCUUUUGAGUAUUCUUUCGAAAACGCAUAGGGCCGAUUAUAUAAACAAAGUUUACCUGAAAGCUAAUAGAAGAAGAGUGUUGAUUUAAUAAAAUCAACCCUCUUAUAGAGAAUACCUGAGGCCCAUUGCUAUGCGUAUCGUUUUUGACACUCUACUCUUCUUGUAGGACAAGGUGAAACAGCGGCUUUAUAUUUAGCGGCGUUUUAAUGCGGAUGAUAGGUGGAAAUUUAAACCAUCAAAGAUUUACGUUUUUGAAUGAAAACGUUAGGUAGUUGUGUUGGCACGUGAAGGAAAAACCAAGAAGGCUAACCUGGGUGAAAAAUAUUUUGAUUCGUUUUCUAAUUGCCUUUAAAACGGACAAAUUUGGUCGUGGCCUGAGGCGGUUAACUGUCACAUUACCUCUAUUAUCUUUCCAUUCAUUAGUAUAAAUAGGUGGCAACAAGCUAUCAGGAAAAAGAUACGAAAAGAAAAAAAAUUUUGAAGGUUGCUGAAUGCCCCUGUUUAAUCCAUGUAACACUUUAAUUUAUAUUUCAUUUUACAGUUUAACCUUUGUAAGCGGCACCGCAUUUAGCGCUCGCCCUUUAUUAAGCGGUCAGUUGUCAAAGUCCCGAAUUACUGUUUCCCCUUAAUUACUGUAAGUUUACCUCUAUUAAGCGGUCACCUCCAUUAAGCGGUCUUGUUGCCCCUAUAUUAAGUCCCAACAGCCUGUUUGUAUUAUCUUCCACCCAUAUCAAACGGACGUUAAAAGAGGAAUUACUCAAACAAAAUUAAGAUUAAUUUUUUGAAGUAAAUUUUGAUGUUUCUCUCCCAAAAUCAAAGUAAGUGGUAUUUUUAAGCGAGAUUCUGGCAUAGUGCCGUUGUGUAUCGCUUUUAUAAUACCCCUAAUCUGUGGAACUUGUAUGAGGCGGUCAUCCUGCCAUUCCCCGCGGGUGAAUGCUUAGUACAGAUUCGACUGUAGCUCCAACCAUUAGAAUGGAUUUCCCCUACCCAAGCCCUUCCCUUACUUUUGUAAUAUAAACUUUUACCAGGGCGUGAAUUUUCCCAAAACUAUGCCUUAUUUUCUCCCCUUAUAAAUUAAUUAAUUAUUGUAUUUUUCCUUUUUUUCUUUUAGGUUUUGUCAGAAUACGUUGGUGGUGGCGAUCUCAGUUUGCACCUCAGAAAAGGAGGGAUGCCUGUGGCUCAGCUACGAGAAUACACUCAGCAACUUGUGGAAGCCUUGUGCUAUCUUCACAGCAAGUCUGUGGUCCAUAAGGACUUGAGGGUGAGUGAAUCAGAGAGGUGCUUGUUUAUUAAUUCAUUACACAUUCGUCUUGAAAUCGUCAAUUUUUCCUGAUAUCCCUGUUGCUCUAGAUUCACUCCUUCCGUUUCGUUCACAGUUAUCUAGUUGCCGCCUUGACUCUGAUGGAUAUAUUCGACUGGCCGAUUACAGUGUUGGGAAAAGGUGAGUUUUCUUUAGUAGCUAGAGUUUAUAAAAAUUCGUUUUCACAUAGCAGAUCUAUUGACUAUUUGUACCAAAUGUUCAACUCAAUAUAAAUCGCCCUUUCUUAAGUGGUAAGCAUAUUUUUUCAAACAAAUUCCUGCAGAUGACGAACAGUUAAUUAACAACUUUUAGAUUUUACCAAAGGAUCCCACCGGUUGAAAUAUUACCUCCCAUUUUUUUGCCAUAAGAAACAUCUUAGUUUUCCAGUAUUUUUUUUGUUUAGUUCAUUCUUAGUUUCAUUUUUUGUUCCUGUAUGUAAUGGUUAUUAUAGAUGCAGUAUCUUUAGGGACGAAAGAUUCCAAACUCAAGGUUAACUUUGCCUCAUUUCUCUACACCUCCUCCCAUUCCCCUUUCCCUCUCCCCCUCCCCCCCGCAUGGCCACGCCUAUCUCGGCUCCCAGUGACGCCAGCGACGUAAAUUGAUGCUGUAUUGCCCAGUGUUGGAUCAGUUUAAUUUUACGUCCGUCAAAGCAACAGCGUAGUUGUUACAAGAACUAAGAAGUUCCCGUAAGGUAGACAUGAGAUUGAAUAUGUUCAAAUAAUAUUCAAGGUUGUCGGAUCUGUACCAAAUGUAUGGUGGGAAUGUGACAGAAACACAGAGUAACGCUGCAGACGGAAACAAAAAAAUAAAUUCUGGUUGCAGAAAGAAAGGAGAUGUCUACAAUUUGGUAAGGGAUAGCUUCGUGAAAUCUUGUUCAUGGGCCUUUGAAAAGCAGGGGUAUCUCUGUUUUUCUUUCCUUAGCUUCAUCCCCAAUUUUGAGAGACACGAUUCGUCUGAGGCACGCUUUCCUUGCGCGUGAAAAUGCUUUCUUUUCGGGGUAUGACAAAGAGAGGCAGAAGGGGUGAAACAGGUACGAAGCUGCAAACAAAACUAAGGGUGGAGCUUAGGGUUUGGGUUAGGUUUAGGUUAAAAUCCAAGCAGCAAAUAGCGGAAAAAUUAACUAAAAGACGCAAACAUGCAUACAAAAAGGGUAGGCUCAGCGUUAUUUAAUCCAACAUAGAAGACGCGACGAGGAUGCUUGAAAUUAAUCAAGAUUAUAACACUAAGACUAUUUUUUUCCUAAGGGCCUACUUGUUCUCUCUUUGGCUGUCGGAGAUGUAAUCUUUGGAGACGUGAAAGAAAUAUCUCCUUCAUUGCCGUCGGAUUUGCGAGACUUCCUUUUUUAGUAAGUAACAGCUCUGAAUUCUAACAGGCUGGACUCAUUUUUCACGCAUACCAAACUCCAACAAUUCGCUGUUAUUUUGCAAUAGUAAUUUUGCGCGCUAGCACAACUUGUGAGAAAUGGUUGUGACAAAGUUCAUGCAAGAAAAUGAUUCUCAAUGAAGAGUAUGAAUACGUGCUUUUAUAAUCAUCCUUCUUCGCAGUUGCUUAAAGACCGUGAAAAGAGACCGGUGGUCCGCAUCUCAGCUACGCGAACAUUCAUUUUUAACCUCUGUCAUGUACGGUAGUUUAGCGAACGGCCAACAGGAAGUUGCAAAGAACAAUGGAAAGGCAGGGAAUGAUGGGCCAUCAUACUUGGUUGACCAACCGGAACGCGAAGAGCCUCUACCUUGCUUCUUAUUCAUCUCGGGAGUUCCUGGAAAAUCCCGAGUAGAAUGCGAAUUUGAGAAGCUGCAGUUUCUCGGGAGAGGAGGUUUUGGAAGUGUCAUUAAGGUACACUACGUUCAUUAGUUGAAACACGUAAGAGCGUUAAUAUCCUGCGAUGAAGAAAUCGGUUUUUUUUGGUCAUAUCUCGCGCUUUGUACAGUAAAAUUCUGAGGCCUUAUGAGGAGUUAAGCCACAGACCUUACAUAAGUGACACGCAAUCGACAUACUGCUGGAGUGAGCAAUGUCGACAGCCUCGUGUGGGAAAAUAGAAUAGGAAAGAUGCUGGAAGUCUUUAAACCUUGUACUGAAAUAAAGGAAGACCCCACAAGUUCAUACGCCAUUCAGUUUUAAUCUUUGUUGUUAUUUUAUUUAUGUAUUCUUUGUUUUUUGCAGGUGCGAAAUAAGCUGGACAACUGCUCUUACGCUGUGAAGCGGAUUCCUUUGAAUCCAAAGAGUACUCAGUUAAACAAGACGAUCAUACGAGAGGUACAGCUGAUCAGCCGUCUGAAUCACGAAAACGUCGUUAGGUACGCAUUUAAUGAAAUCAGUACAGACGGAGUUCUUGUUUACGCAGAAAUCGUGCGUGGAGACUCGCAACAAACUUUGGUGGGACAAGUAAACACAGGGCGAAUCGGGACGCAUGGGAGAAGAUUUGAAAUUAAAAAGGCUCUGGCAAGAAUUAAAGAAAAAAUACCACUGAGUUAACAUUUCGUUUAGUACAACCGUAUUCCAGAUUGCUAGAUUUAAAUAUUUCACUUCAAGGAAAGAAGGACGAGGAAGUUGAAUUAUGAUAGGGUAAUUUUUAGAGAGGGUAAAUUUCGCUUGGUCCUCUGUUAAGCUAGUAUUUUUUAUACGUCUGUAGUAAGUUGGUUUUACAGGCUCCAAUAAUAUUGCUAGUUUGGGAGGAAGAGUCGCAUUAAGUUGGUGAAAUGGUUGUCGUAAAGGAAAUGUUGAAAAUGUGCAUUCUAAGGCGCUUUUAAAGGGAAACGGAGCGCAACGCAUAAUAAAACUGAUAUGUACUGUGCUUAUCUAUUACAGCUGUAUUUUAGUGGGAGAACACUUAGCUCUCUAACCCGUCUACCAGCAUUCCACUCUAGUUAACGACAACAGAUAACCUAAAUUUAAAUCGAAUUUAGCAUGACUAUUAAAAACCCCAUCAGGCAGUGGGUAAACCAGUCGGCUAUUGGUUGGCUAUUGUCGAAGAGUUUAGCUCGAAACUACUAAAGAACAAAUUUAACAGAUGUCUGACAGCAAGACUCAAACGCGGAACCUCCGAGGCACGAGUCCGACCCGCUUACAACUCGCAGUUCACGCUGCCUUACUUCUAGUUACAUUUUCCCUUCUGUAGAUAUUACAGUUCCUGGAUCGAAAUCGCUGAGGACGUAGAAGACUCCUGGUGGCAAGACGAUGAAAAAGGGGAUAACAAGGGGUUUAAAGGAAAUAUUGAGGUGUCGGUUCUUCAGUCUGGAGAUCUUUUAGACACAGAGGUAAGGUAGUCUUGAAAAAUAUAAUAAUAAUAAUCAUAAAAAAAUUGAGUCGUAGUCGUGGCGCUUUUCCAUUAAGUAACUGCUAACUAAGAGAGAAAUCUGUUUUGAUGCUUUACUUCUGCGACCUUGUCUUUCCUUCCGAUAAGGGUGACUGUACAUCGCUUUAAGUGUCAAAAUGGAGGGCUUUGCAAAUCAAGAAACGUGGAAGUGGUUGAAGACAUGGUUGGCUAUGAGUAUUCCUAGGUUUACGUGAUAAACUACUCAAAAUAUUUUUGUCGAGCCUCCAUGACAAACGCUGGUAUGAAAACAUAUUUCGGUUGACAUAAAACUGUAGUCUACUCUGCUUAGAACUCUCACUGUCUAACUGUAAAAACAAAAAAACAGAAACAGAAACAAAAAAAAAACAAUAAUAAAAGAACAAAAAACAAGGGGCUAACAGAAAUUUAAGAGUGCCCAUGGCAGGAUACGUUUUAGUAUUGUUACACGCACAGAAUACAUUAGCUGACGCACGUGAUCACAAGGUUACAGGGUGCUUCGGAAACAGGCUGGCCUCAUUUUUUUUUCUUUUUUCAAGUCCGAAGGUUCUGAUGAAGGAGUGGAACGGCAGGAAACUGGAAACGAGUCCAGUGCAGAAUACGUGAGACUGCAGUACUUGUACAUUCAGAUGGAGUACUGUGAGAAGAGCACCUUAAGGAACCUUAUUGACGAGGGCUUGCAUGGAGAUAAGGAGCGAAUAUGGAGGCUUUUCAGAGAGAUCGUUGAGGGCCUGGUACACAUUCACUCUCAGGUGAUGCACAAGCGCUUAAUCAAUAUGUCACAUGUGUGAUGUAAUCUGCUUAGAUUUUCCUUAGUUAGAGCAAUGUUUAAUUGUCCUAUAUGAAUUCGUCAAUGGCGAAGCUCAACAUCGGGCUGUUGUUAGAACAGUGCUAGCAGAUCAGAAAGUGAAAUCCAAACGCCUUAGAUUCGAUUUCUCGUAGGUGACUCAGAUGUUCUGCUGUUCCACGUACGGGGCAAAACGGAGAACAUAACGCUUUCUUUAUCGCUUUUUUCUCUUUACUGAACAGGGUAUUAUUCACCGGGAUCUUAAGCCCGUAAACUUGUUCCUAGAUUUUCGCGGCCGCAUCAAAAUAGGCGACUUUGGCCUCGCAACCACGCACGGAGUGACACGCGGAGGCAUGGGCACUGACAACCCAGAUUCUAUCGCUAGUGGUCAGUCUCCCAAGAUGAACUCAAGCUCUAAGGAGAGUAUGACAGGCGAAGUUGGUUCGACGCUGUACGCGGCUCCGGAGUUGAAAAAACGGUCUGGCGGUCGAGUGAAGUACAGUCAAAAGGUUGACUUGUAUAGCUUAGGGAUUAUCUUCUUUGAGAUGUGUUACAAGCCUUUCAAAACUUCGAUGGAGAGGGUUAAAGUUUUGGGCAAUUUACGAACGGUAAUUGUAUGUUUACCCGUGCACUACACGCAUGUAAGAACAGAAGAAAUUUGUAAGUUUUCCGUCCACAAGGAGAGAUCAAAAUAGCCAAAAGGGCGUUCUUGUGAUCUACUUUCUAAUGCUUUAAAGUGGAGAUGCUCCUCAUUUUGUUUAUAUUCACUUUUCUGAGCCUAAACUGAAAAGGAUGUAGAAUUAUGCAGAGGCGACAAAGUCGUCGGUGUUUUCACUCUCGAGCAUUAAUAACGCUUUUCAUCGACUCUUGUUCUGUUUGUUUCCUAAUUAGGAAGGAAUCAUCUUCCCAACUGAUUUUGACCACGAGGGCCUCGCCAAGGAAACGAUCUUCCUUAAGUUGCUCCUCAAACAUGCCCCUGAGGAACGCCCUACCUCACAAGAACUACUUCAAAACCCCUAUGUCCCGCCUAAGACAAGAGAUAGUCAGUUGGACGAAGUGCUCAAACAUACGCUCGCUGUACGAACUCUACUCGCUACCAGCGUGUGGUGAAGGCCAUGUUCUCGCAGAAAGUUUCUUUAGUUGGAGACGUAACUUAAGAUAUUGAAAUGUACAUGAGACAGUUUUCUGGUUACUAACGCUUUCAUGAACCGUUUAAACGGAUAGUAAACGGUUUCGCAGUUUAAACGGAAAAGCGUUAGUGUCUGUUUUCCCAUGGAGGGUCACAAAUAGUAUAUUAGCACAAACCACCCAGUAAAAAUUAUAAUAAGCCAGUUCAUUAUUUCUUAUUCCUUUUGGCGGUCUUAUCUUACAGGUAUAAUUUAGCACGCGUGACACCUUUUUUACUUAGAGGUGACUUUAGGUGUAAACAUGUAGUACUGUUCAUCUUCCGCAUAGAAUUUGUAAUCAGAUAACUUGUACGGCUAGCACGUAGCUCUUUUAGGGGCGGUACCUUGAGUACGCCCUUUCGAAUUUUGUGUUUAUUCUCCUGUUACGCAAGAGCCUUCAAGGACUAUUUUCUAUUAAGAUAUCUUUUCAAGUAUGAUUUUAAUUCCGUCAGUAAGUUUAUUAUAAUUUUUAUAUCGUCAAUCUUGUUUUUGUUUUGCCCGAACUUGACCGUAAGACCAAGAGAUUUAAGUUAGAAAGACAUUUUGUAAAGCGUAGACAUCGCGAAGGUAUCUACUUAGCAUGCGAACUCCGCUCUGCGUAGUUUAGUUUGAUUCGAUAGUUAAGUGUAAAAACAUGAUGAAGGUAAGAGAUUGACAGCUCAGUAAGUGUCACCUUUAUAAGUGGUGACCCACACUUUUCUAGAGAGAUCAGAGCUAGUCACCGUUGUAAUAACUUUAAUAAUAAAAGAGAGAAUAAAAGAAAUAACCAACUGAACGACGAGUGCUAGGAAAUUAAUUUCUAUUGUUGUCGCUGGCCCGCAAG